Molecule: messenger RNA, 1050 nt
Organism: Lingula anatina
Lineage: Eukaryota; Metazoa; Brachiopoda; Lingulata; Lingulida; Lingulidae
Product: putative aarF domain-containing protein kinase 5
Source: RefSeq, a predicted model, not a curated record
AUGACGUACAUUGUUUUAUAUAACUGUAUCAUUGAGCCCAUUGACCAGUUAUUUAUGGAGGACUUUGGGAAGACUCCUCAGGAGAUGUUCAAGGAGUUUGAUCCAGAGGCCAUUGCAGCAGCCAGUCUUGCUCAGGUCCAUAAAGCAGUCACACAUGAGGGCGACACAGUGGCAGUUAAGGUUCAGUAUAUAGACCUAAGAGACAGGUUUGCAGGAGAUAUCAGGACUUGUGAGAUUUUAUUGGAUAUAGUAGGAUGGAUGCAUCCCAAAUUUGCCUUCAAGUGGGUUUUGCAGGACUUAAAAGGUACACUUGCCAAAGAACUGGACUUUGAAAAUGAGGGAUGGAACAGUGAGAGAUGUGCUCAAGACUUGCGUCACCUUCACUAUAUCUAUGUACCCAAAGUUGAUUGGGAUAAAACAACUAAGAGAGUUUUAACCACAGAGUUCAUUGAUGGCUGUAAAAUAAGUAAUAUGCAAGCAAUAAAGGAUAUGAACAUCUCACUAAAAGAUGUCGACUACAAGCUAGUGCAGUGUUUUGCUGAUCAAAUCUUCCUCUCUGGUUUUGUACAUGCGGACCCACAUCCAGGAAACAUAUUUAUAAGGAAGGGUCGUGAUGGCAAGGCAGAGCUGGUACUGUUGGACCAUGGACUAUAUGAGUAUCUGCAUCCUAAGGACAGGGUAGCUCUCAGUCACCUCUACAAGGCUAUAGUGCUCAAAGAUGAAGAAAACAUGAAGUAUUACUCUGAGCAACUUUCAGUUAAAGAGUAUUACUGGUUUGCCUGUAUGCUGGUACAGAGACUGGUGCCUCUGCCAAGCAAGUUAAAGCUGAGGGUGACCCACUAUACCAGGAAAGAGUGGAAACAACUGCCAGAAGAGGAGAAAGAGAGACUGCGAGCCAUUGCCAAGGGCGUACAUGAUGACAUUUUGCAGAUAUUCCAUGACAUGCCUCACUCUUUGUGGUUUAUAUUUCGAAACUUGAACACCAUCCGAGCUAUCAACCGUAUCCAUGGACACCCUGUGGACAGAUAUACUAUCAUGGCUAGGAGGUAA